Messenger RNA from Helianthus annuus (common sunflower), 1167 nucleotides. RefSeq lists its product as uncharacterized. The record is from RefSeq and is a predicted model, not a curated record. Lineage: Eukaryota; Viridiplantae; Streptophyta; Magnoliopsida; Asterales; Asteraceae. The transcript is spliced from 2 exons. The coding region runs from base 1 to 1167 and encodes 388 amino acids.
AUGACUCUUAACAUAAGGGGUUUGGGGGUGGGAGGUAAAGGGAGUUGGGUUAGGGAGUGUAAAAGGGUGAAUGAAAUUGAAUUUUUGCUUCUUCAAGAAACUCAGUGUAGUUAUGUUAAUGGGAUCAACCUGGUGGAUUUUUGGGGGAAUUCUGAAUUUUUAGAAGACCAUGUAGAUGCUUCAGGAAGGUCUGGGGGUUUGAUAAAUUUGUGGGACAAGAAGGUUUUUGACAUAACUGAGACGGUUUGGGAUAGGAAUUUUCUAUUGUCUAGAGGCUUUCUAAAAGGAGACGGGUCUGAAGUGAAUGUUCUCAACGUUUAUGGGCCUCAGAACGUUGUUGAGAAAUGGAUUCUGUGGGGUAAAAUUGGGGAAUUGAUCAGCAGAUUUCAAGGGUUGUGGGUAGUGGCUGGAGAUUUUAAUUCGGUCAGGGUGAGGGUGGUGACUGAUAUGAGAAAUUCCAUGUUUAAUUCUCUUGCUGCAAAUGAUUUUAAUAGUUUUAUUAACGAUGUUAUACUUCAUGAAUAUGCGUUGAAAGUAUCCAAAACUUUGGAGGAGUUUGAGGGGUUUGGAGCUCCGGAUGUCAGGCUUAUGAGCAAGUUCAGGAAAUUAAGGCAGGCUAUCAAUACUUCGAAAGAUGAGGUUAAGAUGGUGGAAAAUGAAGACGAAGUCAUUAAUAGAAACGAAAUUGAGGAGUUGGAACAGAUCUUAGACGACAGGAACCUUUCUAAGGAGGAGAAUUGGAUAUGGGUAGAAAGUAAGAAGAGGUUGCUCGAGUUGGAUAGAUUUAAAAGAUUAGAUCUCAGGCAGCCAGCGAGGAACAAAUGGGCAGGGUUGGGAGACGAGAAUACUAAGUAUUUCCAUGGUGCUAUCAAUAAAAGAAAGGCGGUUAAUAGUAUUAUGGGGCUGAAGAUUAAUGGAGUUUGGGUGUCUAAACCUGUCAAAGUUAAAAAAGAAGUGUAUAAUUACUUCCGCAAUCGUUUUGUUGAAAGAUGGAAAGUUUGGCUGAAACUUGUAUGCCAAAAAUUAGGCAGGUUAUCUGACGAAGAGGGGGUGAUGUUAAUAGAUUCUUUUUCGGAUGAGGAGAUCAAAGAAGCAGUUUUUGGUUGUGGGGAUGACAAAGCUCCCGGGCCAGACGGGUUUAAUUCUAAAUUGGCGAAUUGGAAAUAA